This is a messenger RNA of Canis lupus familiaris (dog), 2821 nucleotides long. It is a transcript of the gene TXNIP, whose product is annotated as thioredoxin interacting protein. The transcript is spliced from 8 exons. Gene Ontology annotation, biological process: protein transport. Gene Ontology annotation, cellular component: cytoplasm. The record is from RefSeq and is a predicted model, not a curated record. The coding region runs from base 290 to 1465 and encodes 391 amino acids. NCBI's taxonomy places the organism in Eukaryota, Metazoa, Chordata, Mammalia, Carnivora, Canidae. Gene Ontology annotation, molecular function: ubiquitin protein ligase binding.
UCCCCGCAACUCUCCUUCCGUCUCCUCUGGCGGGGUGGGCCGUUCGGGCUCUCCUAGAGUCGGGGCGCUCCUCCAGCUGUCGGAGAAAAGAACAGAAAGCUGAUUUUUUUUUUUUUUCCCCCGGGGAUCCUUCGGCAUCACCCACAGCUUACAUUUUUUUCCAAAAUCUUUUUGAAAUCUUAGCGGAGAGUUGAAGAGUGAAAUAAUUUUUUUGCAGAGCAUUUUUGGAUUUGGAGUUUUGUUUUUUCUCUCCCCCCCGUUUAUAACUGUCAAGGCAGCCCAGCCAAUCAUGGUGAUGUUCAAGAAAAUCAAGUCUUUUGAGGUGGUCUUUAACGACCCUGAAAAGGUGUAUGGCAGCGGGGAGAAAGUGGCCGGCCGGGUGGUCGUGGAGGUGUGCGAAGUGACUCGAGUUAAAGCUGUCAGGAUCCUGGCUUGCGGAGUGGCCAAAGUCCUGUGGAUGCAGGGAUCCCAACAGUGCAAACAGACCUCUGAAUACCUGCGCUUCGAAGACACGCUUCUCCUGGAAGACCAGCCAACAGGUGAGAAUGAGAUGGUGAUCAUGAGACCUGGAAACAAAUACGAGUACAAGUUCGGCUUUGAGCUUCCUCAGGGGCCUUUGGGAACAUCUUUCAAAGGAAAAUAUGGGUGUGUAGACUACUGGGUGAAGGCUUUUCUUGAUCGCCCCAGCCAGCCAACUCAAGAGACAAAGAAAUUCUUUGAAGUGAUGGAUUUAGUGGAUGUCAACACUCCUGAUUUAAUGGCUCCUGUGUCUGCUAAAAAGGAGAAGAAAGUUUCCUGCAUGUUUAUUCCUGAUGGACAAGUGUCUGUCUCUGCCCGAAUUGACAGAAAAGGAUUUUGUGAAGGUGAUGAAAUUUCCAUCCAUGCUGACUUUGAAAAUACAUGUUCGCGCAUCAUGGUUCCCAAAGCUGCCAUAGUAGCACGCCACACUUACCUUGCCAAUGGUCAAACCAAAGUGCUGACACAGAAGUUGUCAUCUGUCAGAGGCAAUCACAUCAUUUCAGGAACCUGUGCAUCGUGGCGUGGCAAGAGCCUUCGGGUGCAAAAGAUCAGGCCUUCUAUCCUGGGCUGCAACAUCCUUCGAGUUGAAUACUCCUUAUUGAUCUAUGUUAGUGUUCCUGGCUCCAAGAAGGUCAUCCUUGAUCUGCCCCUGGUAAUCGGUAGCAGAUCAGGUCUGAGCAGUCGGACAUCGAGCAUGGCCAGUCGAACCAGCUCUGAAAUGAGUUGGAUAGAUCUCAAUAUUCCCGAUACCCCAGAAGCUCCUCCUUGCUAUAUGGAUAUCAUUCCUGAAGAUCACCGAUUGGAGAGCCCCACUACUCCUCUACUAGAUGACACAGAUGGUUCCCAAGACAGCCCUAUUUUUAUGUAUGCUCCUGAGUUCAAGUUCAUGCCACCACCGACUUACACAGAGGUGGAUCCCUCCAUCCUCAACAACAAUGUGCAGUGAACUUGUGGAAGAAAAGAAGCAGCUGUACUUAACAUGUUUCUUUCUGCCUCUCUUCCUGGACUCUUACUUUCUCAGAGACUGAACAGUCUCUACAGUUGGGGUAUGGGUCCACCCCAGCCUCUGACUCCCCAGUGUAGGAGGUGCUCAGCAGGCCAUCUCCAGGACCUUAAAUGAUGGUGCGCACACAUCCUCAGCCAGCGAGAUGAUGUGAAGUUGUGAUAUGGGAGUGUCUGCUGGAUGGGUUUAAAAACACGCUAGAAAAACUCCGGCCCAUCCCAAUUUUGUCAAAUCUUGGUGGCCUCCUGAUGUGGUCUUCCCCAGGUUUUUUGGAGGAGAUUGUAUAUCUUGAAUGUUGGUGCCAAUUUAGCAAACUAGGAAAACAAAAAAAUCAUGGCCAAAUUUUUAGGACAAAAUCGUUUGCCCUUUGUACACUUACGGGGGGGAAAAAAACCUUCCAGAGCAGAUUUGGUUUGAACUUUGGAGAGAGCUUCUUCCCAAGACUUAAAGAGAAGCAGCUCUAAGGUUGUCUUUGCUUAGAAUGUGCUUUAAUCUGGCUUAAAGCAGUUGUAACUAUGCCCCACCAAAGGUCUUAAAAGCUGUUUUUAGAGCCUUUUGCACUGUGUUCUCCUGUUGACAAACAUUUUCAUGUGGGAGAGUGUUUUUCUUUUCAUGUGACUCCUUGGAAUGGAUUCUGAGGUGAUCAUUCUUAGCACUUUAGUUCCUGUCAAAUUUUGGGUUGUGGUUUUUUUUUUUUUGUUUUUUCCCUAUAUCAAAAGUAAGCUAAAUCUGGUCUACUAUGUUUCUAGGGGUAAGCACAAUGACAAAAAAAUAUAGUGUUAUUCCUCACUUCUGAGACUUUGUCCCAGUGUACAGAAUUCUGUGAUUCUGACACUAAUUCUCUGAGAAGGGUUGCUGCUAUCAGCCUUGCCCACUGUGACUUCUCCACACCGAAGGAGGAACUCUCUAGAUUGAUGCCCACAGCACUGUGAUCAGAGCUUCCAGACAUUGCCUUGAGAAAUGAGAGGGCAAGUGUCUUCACCCAAAGCCCCCAGGGCUCCCUUUCUUCCCAAUGUUAGGAGGCAGGGAUGUCGACAGCCCUCUCACUGCAGCCCCUAGCACUUGGUCAGUCACCCUCAGCCUUAGCACUUUGUUCACUGUCCUGUGUCAGAGCACUGAGCUCCACCCUUUUCUGAGAAAGUAUGUCGGCUGAAGGUGGUUCAUUUGUUUUUUAAUUGUAUAUCUUUUUGUAUGAUAAAAACUAUAUUUUGUACUUAACCAGAUAUAUUUUCACCCCAAGUGGGGGGUAUUCUUUGUAAAAAAAAUAAAAUAAAAAUAAAAGUUUUUUCAUGAAAAAAA